Messenger RNA from Sorghum bicolor (sorghum), 2091 nucleotides. RefSeq lists its product as uncharacterized. The transcript has a single exon. The record is from RefSeq and is a predicted model, not a curated record. Lineage: Eukaryota; Viridiplantae; Streptophyta; Magnoliopsida; Poales; Poaceae. Bases 244 to 1668 code for a protein of 474 amino acids.
UAUUCAAAAAAAAGCUAUUCACCUUUUAACUAAACAAGGCCAGAAUACUAGCGGAAAGUGACGCGUCGGCAGACAAAUUCCGUCUCACAAUCCUUCGAUACGACCUGCGUACGCGAGGGCGGAUCGGCGGAGAGAACAAAAACAAUCAAGCCAGAGACGCCAACGCAAGAGCGGCUGCCGUUGCUCCCCACCUCCCCCUACAGCCCUUGCCCCGCCCCCUUCCGGACGCCGACGGGCGGGGCAAUGGCUGCCUCACCACUAUAUAAACCCGCCUCCCCGUUUCCCAACCGGCCUCUAGCUACAGCACCUCAUUCACUCCCUCCGGCCGUUGCAGACCUCCGCGCCUCCUCUGUCCAAAGCCAACAGGAGGAGGCAGCUUGGCGGCGGCGUUGGGCGGCAAUGGUGGACGUGGACCGCCGGAUGUCCGGCCUCAGCCUGACCCCGGCGGCGCAGGCAGCGGGGCUGCGCCGCCUGUCCACGCGCGCCGCGGCGGGGCCUUCCUCGGCAUCGGCCUCCCCGCGGCAGCACGGGCUGCACUCUUUCGCCCCUGUCGCGGCCGCGGUGCUGGACCACCUCCGGGCGGCGCACGUGCCCGUGCUCCCGGGCCUCACGGACCUGGAGCUGGCGCGCGCCGAGGCCGAGCUCGGGUUCGCGUUCCCGCCCGACCUCCGCGCCGUCCUCGCCGCGGGCGUCCCCUCGGGGCCCGGUUUCCCCGACUGGCGCUCCCGCUCCGGGCUCCGCGCCGCGUUCGACCUCCCCAUCGCGGCGGCGUCGCUCCAGAUCGCGCGCGGCGCGCUGUGGCCCCGGUGCUGGGGCGCGCGCCCCGCCGACCCGGACCGCGCGCUGCGGCUCGCCCGCUCCGCCAUCCGACGCGCGCCGCUGCUCGUGCCGCUCUUCGACCGUUGCUUCCUGCCCUGCCGCCCCUGCCUCGCGGGCAACCCGGUGUUCUUCGUCACCGACGACCGCGUCCUCUGCGUCGGCCUCGACCUCCUCCACUUCUUCACCCGCGACGCCUGCUUCCAGCCGAUGCUGGACCCGCGGUCGGCGCUGCCGUCGUCGUCGUCGGUGCCGCCGCAGCAGCACGCCGGCGAGGCCGCAGCUGCUACGCAGUGCACGCGCCGCAGCCUCGACGCGGCGUGCGGCGGCCGCAAGGCGCCGCGGUGGAUCGAGUUCUGGAGCGACGCGGCGUCCGACCGCCGCCGCCGCGACUCGUCCUCCUCGGAGGCGUCCACCGCGUCGUCGCGGUCCUCCGGGUGCGCGUCGCCACCGCCACCGCCGCCGGCACCGGCCAGGCGGUCGCGGAACCCGCACUGGGUCGACAGCUACCUGGACCGUCUCGGCCACGUGCUGAGGCAGGGCGGGUGGAGGGACUCGGAGGUGACGGAGAUGGUCGAGGUGGCAGCCUCCGGGGUGUUCGACGGCGGCGAGGACGCGGCGGCGACGGACCCCGCCGCGGUGGACUCAGACGCGGUGCUCGACGCGCUGCUGCUCAAGGCGGACCGGUGCUCCGACUCGCUCCGGCGCGCCGGGUGGAGCUCCGAGGACGUGUCGGACGCGCUCGGGCUGGACCUCCGCCGGUGCAAGGAGCGGCCGCGCCCCGCCGUGCGGGUGCCGCCGGAGAUCGCCGUCAAGGUGGAGCGGCUGGCGCAGUCGGUGGCGCGCCCCUGACCGAGACUGACUGAGCUACUGCUACCUCCUCCCGGCUCCCGCCGCCGUCACCGCAGCCGUGGUGGCAUGGUCACAUCAGCCCAGCCGCCGCUGGAGGGAGGCAAUUAGAGAAAAGAAAAGUUGCUCUUUUUCUUGACUUUUUUCAGUAUACAAGAAAAGAAUACUUGUACUUUAAUCAAGUAGUAAAAACUGUACGAAAAGUUAACCCCACCAUCAUGUCCAUGCGGGGAUGUAAUUAAAUGCUUUGAAGUCAGUAGUAGUAGUAGUACUACUAACGGCUACCUACAUUGAUUGACGUUGCAAGAGUAUCUAACACUGAAUAAAAGAGGUAGCAAUACCAUGGUAGUAAUUAGCAGGAAAUUUACAGCGGAUAUUCAUCCGUGUUGUAUGAGAGGAGGAAGAAACCCGUGUGCCGGGACCGUA